AUGGCAUCAAGAAGUUUUGAAGAAGAAUUGAAAUUUAUUGAAAAAAUAGAUUCAGUUAGAUAUAGAGUUAAAAAAGGAUUUGUUCCAAAUAUGAAUGUUGAUGGUAUGAUUUAUGUUAACGAUUCAAUUAAAGAUUAUUUAUAUGAUGAAUUGGAGCAAUAUUCAAUUCGUGGGGUAAAUGGAUUUUUACCAGCAGUUAAACAAAUUGCAAAUGUAGCAAGUUUACCAGGUAUAGUUGGACACUCAUUAGGUAUGCCAGAUAUUCACAGUGGUUAUGGUUUUUCAAUUGGUAAUGUUGCAGCAUUUGAUACAGAGGACCCAUUAUCAGUUGUAUCACCAGGUGGAGUUGGUUUUGAUAUUAAUUGUGGUGUUCGUUUACUUAGAACUAAUUUAACAGAAAAAGAUAUAGAGCCAAUUAAAGAGCAACUUUGUCAAUCAUUAUUCGAUCAUGUACCUGUGGGUGUAGGUUCAAAAGGUGUUAUUCCAAUGAAUAUGAAAACAUUGAAUCAAGCAUUAGAAAUGGGUAUCGAUUGGUCAAUGGGUGAAGGUUAUGCAUGGUGCGAAGAUAAAGAACAUUUUUCAGAAAGAGCAAAGAAAAGAGGUCUCCCACAAUUGGGCACAUUAGGCGCAGGUAAUCACUAUUUAGAGGUUCAAGUUGUAGAUGAAAUUUUUGAUAAAGCAGCUGCAAAUAAAAUGGGUGUAGAUAGAAAGGGUCAAAUUUGUAUUAUGAUUCAUAGUGGUAGUAGAGGUUUGGGACAUCAAGUUGCCACCGAUGCAUUAACUCUUAUGGAAAAAGCCAUGGCUCGUGAUCACAUUCAUCUUAACGAUAAACAAUUAGCUUGCUCAAGAAUUAACUCUCAAGAAGGUCAAGACUAUUUAGCAGGUAUGAGUGCCGCCGCAAAUUUUGCCUGGGUAAACAGACAAAGUAUGACCUUUUUAACAAGACAAGCAUUUGCAAAAGCUUUUAACUCAACCCCAGAUGAUUUGGAUAUGCAUGUAAUUUAUGAUGUUUCACAUAACAUAGCUAAAUUCGAAGAUCAUACGGUAAACGGUAGACCAAAGAGAUUACUUGUACAUAGAAAAGGUGCUACACGUGCAUUUGCUCCUCAUCAUCCUUUAAUUCCAGUAGAUUACCAAUUUACUGGUCAACCAGUAUUAAUUGGUGGUACUAUGGGUACAUGUAGUUAUGUUUUAACUGGAACCGAAUUGGGAAUGCAAGAAACUUUUGGUAGUACUUGCCAUGGUGCCGGUAGAGCAUGCUCAAGAAAUAAAUCUCGUAAUAAUUUAUCAUAUACCGAUGUUUUAGAUAGUCUUCAAUCAAAAGGUAUUAGUAUUCGUGUCGCCUCACCAAAACUUGUAAUGGAAGAAGCUCCAGAAUCUUAUAAAGAUGUUGUUCAAGUUAUCGAAACCUGUCACACUGCUGGUAUUUCCAAAAAAGCAAUUAAACUUAGACCAAUUAUGGUUAUUAAAGGUUAA
Messenger RNA from Dictyostelium purpureum, 1476 nucleotides. RefSeq lists its product as uncharacterized. Gene Ontology annotation, biological process: tRNA splicing, via endonucleolytic cleavage and ligation. NCBI's taxonomy places the organism in Eukaryota, Evosea, Eumycetozoa, Dictyosteliales, Dictyosteliaceae. Gene Ontology annotation, molecular function: RNA ligase (ATP) activity. The record is from RefSeq and is a predicted model, not a curated record. The transcript is spliced from 3 exons. The coding region runs from base 1 to 1476 and encodes 491 amino acids. Gene Ontology annotation, cellular component: tRNA-splicing ligase complex; nucleus.